GACGCCUUUUUCCUGGGUCCAGUUCUGACUCGCGAGUCGCAUUGGAUUUCGAUUCAGGGGAGUUGGUUGAAGAUAGAGAAUUUGGUGAUGUUUGGAUUAAUAGUAUUUAUGACAUUUAGCGAUGAAGUAUUUGUGAAAUUUAGAAUGAUGGGUUUUUUCGGAUAUAAAGUCAUCUUUUUCCCAUAUCAACGGAUGGUCUGAACUUUGGUACGAGCACUAGGACUUGGUGGGUCGACUGACAACAUUGCUUUCCCUGCCUCAGUCCCUUUCGAGCUGCUUUGAAAUACCUUCACGAUAUUAUGCACCACUUGCCUUGUUGCAAUAGCUUUUCCUUGAGCAGACAAGGUUUUUCUGAAGCCAAUUUGCCCUGGUCGUCUUGAAUUCAUACUGGUCGCACAGCUGCAGAGAAUUUCUAGUGAAAGAUAACCAAACAAUCCUGCAAUGGAGAAUCAAAUGAAGACAGUCUGUAAGGACGCACCCGAUGUGCUGGACUUGGAUAACAGUACACUAAUCGGAGGCGGUGGUGUGGGCGAUGCAUACGGUGAAGAUGCCGCUACAGAGGAUCAGACGUUCACUCCUUGGACCCGGGUUGUUGCGAGUGGGCUGGAGCUGCUGAGAGACCCACGUUACAACAAGGGUCUCGCAUUCUGUGAGGAGGAGCGAGCAAGGCAUUACCUGCAAGGUCUCCUUCCUCCAGUUGUCAUGUCACAAGAGCUUCAGAUUCAACGAAUAUUACAAAAUGUGCGAGCAUACGAGACUGACCUCGAGAGAUACGUUGAAGUGAUGGAUUUGCAGGAGCGCAAUGAAAGGCUUUUCUACAGGGUUCUUAUUGAUCAUGUGGAGGAGUUAUUGCCAAUUGUGUAUACUCCAACUGUGGGAGAAGCAUGCCAAAAAUACGGCAACAUAUUCCGUCGUCCUCAUGGUCUCUACAUUUCACUGAAGGACAGAGGCCAUGUGUUGGAUUGCAUGAGAAAUUGGCCGGAGCCGAACGUGCAGGUCAUUGUCGUGACGGACGGUGAACGGAUUCUUGGGCUUGGUGACCUUGGAUUGCAGGGGAUGGGUAUUCCAAUUGGCAAGCUUGCUCUGUACACAGCUCUUGGUGGCAUUCGACCCUCCGCCACUUUACCUGUUACUAUCGACGUAGGCACCAACAAUCAGGAUCUUCUGGACAAUCCAUUCUACAUUGGGCUACGCCAGAAACGAGCCACUGGCAAGGAAUAUGACGAAUUACUGCAUGAAUUUAUGACGGCCUGCAAGCAAGCUUACGGAGAGAAAGUACUUGUUCAGUUUGAGGAUUUUGCGAACCACAAUGCUUUCCGUUUGCUUGCGAAGUAUAGUACUUCACAUCUUGUCUUCAACGACGAUAUUCAGGGAACUGCAGCAGUUGCACUUGCGGGAGUGUUGGCAGCCUUGCCUUUAACAGGGGGCACACUUGCUGAUCACAAAUUUCUUUUUGUGGGGGCUGGUGAAGCUGGAACAGGUAUAGCUGAGCUUAUUGCCUUGGAGGUUUCCAGACAGGGAAAUACAAGUCUGGAUGAGGCCCGGAAAGCAAUAUAUCUUGUUGACUCCAAGGGUUUGGUGACAAAAUCAAGAUUCGAUUCACUUCAGGAAUUUAAGAAGCCAUUUGCUCAUGAUCUCAAGCCUAACUCCGAGCUUGUAGCUAUUAUCAAAGAGAUCAAGCCAACAGUGUUAAUUGGUACUACUGGAAAAGGUGGGCAAUUCACACAAGCGGUUUUGGAGGAGAUUUCUUCGUACCAGGAGAAACCCGUCGUCUUCGCACUCUCCAAUCCAACCACUCAGUCUGAGUGCACCGCAGAGCAGGCUUACAAAUAUACUAAGGGAAAAUGCAUCUUUGCAAGUGGAAGUCCGUUCAAGCCCGUCACUCAUGAAGGGAAAACGUACACGAUAGGCCAGUCCAAUAAUUGCUAUAUCUUCCCGGGUAUGGGCCUUGGAUGCGUCAUUUCAGGAGCUAUUCGAGUCCACGACGACAUGUUCUUGGCUGCUGCUGAAUCACUAGCUCAAGAGAUUGGUGAGGAUCAUCUUGAGAAGAGGCAAUUGUACCCAGCUUUCAGUGAAAUCCGGGAUAUUUCGGCCCAUAUCGGUGCAGCAGUGGCUGCAAAGGCCUACGACCUGGGAUUGGCGACCAAGCUACCAAGGCCCAAAGACCUCCUUGCUUAUGCCAAGAGCUGCAUGUACAGCCCGGUGUACCGUCCAUUUCGGAGGUAAAAUUGACCAUUUUGGGUGGAUUAACCUGUGACCAUGGGAGUCAACUCCCACAGUGAGAUUUUCGCUAAAUAAAACUCUUUUUACGAUCAACGUCGGUCUCUUUUUGGUCAGCAAUAUCGUAAAGCUGCUAGAAUUAUUACUAGCUGUUGUGAGCAUAACAUCUACUUAGGCGAAGCACAUGUUCUUUACAACUUGCUUGUUGCUUCUAGCCUGCAGACACCGAUAAGCCCGAAAUGUGGUCCAUGUAACUAGACUCUUGUGAUCAGGUUUCGUAACCUUUUCGCAAUGCAUGAUCAUUCUGUUGGCGAUAGGGAUAUCGUCAUCAUUCGACAAGACGCCCAAAUGAGUCACAGUUUCACCUACAUUA
Molecule: messenger RNA, 2593 nt
Organism: Physcomitrium patens
Lineage: Eukaryota; Viridiplantae; Streptophyta; Bryopsida; Funariales; Funariaceae
Product: NADP-dependent malic enzyme
Biological process (GO): pyruvate metabolic process; malate metabolic process
Cellular component (GO): chloroplast
Molecular function (GO): malate dehydrogenase (decarboxylating) (NADP+) activity; NAD binding
Source: RefSeq, a predicted model, not a curated record